Molecule: messenger RNA, 4647 nt
Organism: Myxocyprinus asiaticus (Chinese sucker)
Lineage: Eukaryota; Metazoa; Chordata; Actinopteri; Cypriniformes; Catostomidae
Exons: 15
Coding region: 359-2845 (828 amino acids)
Molecular function (GO): zinc ion binding; DNA binding
Source: RefSeq, a predicted model, not a curated record
CUCCAGUCCGUAUCGACUGCCCACGAUGCUCGUUUCUGCGCAUGCCCAGAAGAUCGCUGAAACUAGGCGAACGGCACGAUCGACCGCGCGAGACGCGAUGAGGUAAAAUAUAGUGUUUUAUAACCAAUAAAAACAUGGAUGAGAUGUUGGAACUUUGACCUUUCAAGCAAUCCAGAAAAAUUUGAGAUGAAAUGAAUGCUUCCUAUUGUUAUGGACUAAAUAUAGUAGUUUUCUUAUCAUUUGAAAAAUGUGAGCCACUAAUUCAAUAGCCUGACGGUGCCUGGGAUGACUCUAAAUCAUUGGUCUCACAAUUCUGAUAAUAAUAUAGAGCCCUCAAGGCUACAACUACCGAUUCAACAUGACGGAUGAGCUGAGCAGGACGUCAGCUGAACAUGAUGAGACGGAACCAGUGGAGAUUGUGUCAGUGAUCUUAAAUGAUAUGCUCCCGAUUGGAGCAGACGUCGCUUCUUCCGAUAUGGUGCAUACGGUGGAGAACGUUGUUACUUCCGAUGUGGAACAUACAUUGAACAACGCUGUAACUGCACAUGUGGAACACACAUCGGAGAACGACUUGUCUGGCAAAGUGACGGUUGAGUUACCUCCUGAUUGGUUGAAGCCAAUGGAGGAGGAUGAUGUUGAUGAAGGUGUUGAGAUGGAGAAGACCAAUGACAUUCCAAAGGUAAAACGACGCAGGGGUAGGCCUCCUCGAGCCAAAAAUAUCAGAAAAAGAUUGCUAAUGGAAGGCCUUAUGAAAACUAAGGGUUUUGGGACCCCCACACGCUCAAACCGGUCAUCAAAAACUGCCACUCCUCACCCAGAUCUGACCCAAACGCCUGAAGUCUCACCCAAAACACCCCAGAGCACCUCUCAAAGCCAGAUGUCCACACCCAAGGGACCCCAACUCACACCCAUCUCACCUGCAGAGGGCAGCACCAUCUCACGGACAGCCAACACAGAAUUUCGCAGUUCUCCACGCCUCACAAGGGUCUCCCAGCUUAGCCCAGAUGCUGCUGGGACACAAAAUCCCUGUCACUCUCCUGUUGUGAAAGUAGGCAACGUUUCCCAACAGAAAACAAACUCUUCUACCACACCUGGGAAAGACAGCAACGAGCCACCUCUUCGACUCUGGCUUUACCCGUCUAUGGAACCCAUUAGCCUUACAAAAACUCAGGACACACUCUCAGAUCAGACCAUACCAAUAGACUCGCCAAAUAUUCCAGAGGCCACGCACAAUGGAAGAAAGCCAGUAAAGGAGGAAAUCAUUCCUCUGCUCAGUGACUGCUUUAACUGUGGCUGCCCAUUUUUUGCUAAGAAAGCUGGAGACAUGUUGUGCCCUGGAUGCACACCAGAGAAGAAGCAAUCUCCUCCAAGCAUAGUAUUUAGGAAGGUGGGGCAAGAUCAGUGGGCGGUUGGGAAAACAAAACCUUCAAAAAAACAAAUACUGAAAUCAUAUCCCAGAUACGUCCCAAAGAAAGUUUUAAAAAAGGAUUUUGUCCCUGAUGGUGAUGAUGAUGAUGAUGAUGAUGAUGAAUGUGGGGGAGGAAAUAAAAAAAGGAAUCGCAGAAUGUGCCAACAAUGUGUUGCGUGUCUCAGAGACUACGACUGUGGCGAGUGUGACUUUUGCAAGGACAAGCCCAAGUUUGGUGGCAGCAACAAGAAACGACAGAAAUGUCGCUUGCGUCAGUGCCAGUUUCAGUCAAAGCUUCAAUAUCGAAGCUCACGUGUUCAGCGGAAUCCAUCAUUUCCACGAAGAAGAAAGUACAACAAGCCUGGGAGACCGUCAAAAAAACGGAAAAACUCACGUCACCCCUGGGAUAAUGAUUAUGAUGAUGAUGAUAAUGAUGAUGAUGAUGAUGAUGUCGUCACUGAUAAGGAAGAUGUCAAAGUGGAAUUCAAACGUUUGAAGAGGAAUGGCUCCAGGUCUAGAGGAAGAAGGAAAUGGAAUUACAGUUUUAAGGAAGAGGAUACGUUUGUUGAAGCCGUGAUUGAUGAUGAUGUUGACGAUGAUGAACCAGACAACGAGGAGGCUCCCAUUACUCUGGGCAAUGAGAGGUUGACGGUGGCAUCUAAUGAAAUUUACUCAAACACCUGUGAACUCAAUGCUCAUUCUGAUGCUUUCCCAUUGGUUCAGAAUGAGACUAUGAAAAUUGUAGUGGCCAAUGGCACUGAAAAUUCCAAUGGAUUCAGUAUCAUCCAACCACCUCAGUCUCAGAACCUAUACUACACCAUGCCUGGCCUGCCAGGGACGUUGGGUGAAGAUGUCAAUCAGAAUGGCUUUCUGCAGAUUGAGAUGGUUAGAGUGGGGUCUCCACUGUCACAAUAUAUAGAUGAACCACAGAACACAGCACAGCACAUGACAGAACCCCUACAGGAAGAGUCCACACCGGUGAUAACUCAGAUCUUCAGUCUGGCAGAGAGCAACUCUGACCAAGAUCCAGGCCUUUUGGAGCUUCUCACCGCCCUUCGCCAGACCGUGCUCCCUGCACACUGGGUGGGCGUCAUGGCCAAAGGCCCCGUUCUCCAGCUCCUGCAGUGCUCCAAGCUCUCCACCAUGGCCGACACGGUGGUCCAGAUCGAUAAGAGCUUCUUCUACCAGAUCAGUGUUCAGAACCAGCCUCUCCUGCUCAUGCACUCCAUCUACAUGCGCCACUUCACCUGCCUUACCACGGUCGACCAGGUGGUGUCGCUGUUGCUGGACUUGGAAGCGCUGAGCGUGUGCCAGGGCUACCAGAACUUGGAUUUGAGGUCGCCCUGGGAGCCCAGGAUGUGUGUGCGAUCAGCUCUGUGCGAUUUGCUCAUUCCUAAGGAUGAGGAUCAGUGUGAGAAAUGUGAGCUGUCCACAUAAGACCACACUAAUGACCACUGAGUGGGAUACAUAGGUGAUGUUAUACACUGUAUGGCCAAAAGUAUGUGGACACCUCCUUCUAAUUAUCAUGUUUGGAUGUUCUAGUAAAUCGAGUGAAAACAGAUCUAUAUGAUACACCAUACAGUGACAUUCGCAAGAACUCUUGUGCUUCCAACUUUGUUGCAACAGUUUGACGAGAGCUAAAAAAGCAGUAAUGCUUUUGUAGCAUUAAAAUUUGUCUGCACAGAAAUAAAUUGAAUAGCCAGACUCGUUAAGUUGAUAGGGGUGUCCACAGAUUUUGGGCAUAGAGUGUGUCAGAUGUGAACUGUGGUGAUUUGUAACUUCAAAAAUCUUGUAUUUAUUCAAGUUCAGAUGUGAAUGCUACAAGUAUUUACUGUACGUUUCCAAAACAAUCUUUGAAGUAGUUUGAAAGAAUUUUCCACCAAUUUUUAAGCUUAUUUUCAAAUCUUUAUCCUGUUAUGCUGAAGGGCAGCACCUGCAAACAGUCUCGUGUUGAAUCAACAUCCAAAAUGGUGCUUCUGCAUUUUAAUUGAAUUUAAUUUUUGGAAAAGUGGCAAUCGGACAUCACUGACGUGGCGAAAAAGGACAAGAGCAGCGCCUUCUAACAACCUCAUGUUGAGUCAACGUCCAAAAUGGUGCUUCUUUUUUAUUUUUGGAAAUGUGGCAAUUGGAAGUCAGUGACAGCUUAAAAAAUGUCUCUAAAGAAUUGACUCGGAAACUAAGCUGAAAUACAUUCUUUCUGUUAGUCCAAAUGUGUGGACAGGACAUGGAGUCAUUCUGUUUUAAUUUAACUACCUCUUGAUUCAAUGGACCAACAUUAACCUUAACACCUCUGAGGUGUCCUUAUUUAUCACUUCAGUGCAACUGUUCAGUUGUCGAACGUGUUUAUGUGGUGCAGUGAAAAUGCUAUUCUGUACUGUUUAUUAAUGAUGACACUGGCUUUCUCAUAGUAAAUUUGGGGUUGUACAUCGAUUCAACCCUAACAUUGCAUAGACUGUUCCAAGAUAAAAAUGUUUAACCAAAACCUUUCAACCUCUAGUGAUUUUGUCUGGAAGUUUGUCUACUUUUUGUCACUAACUCUUAUGUUUUACCCCAAAGCACAGCUUCUUUCAUUAUUUAUGUCUUUUAUGUCUGUCUCUAGUAGGGUGCAUAUAUGAACAUUAAUAUUUCUCCAUUGUAAGACGUUUUGUUAAGGAACAGAAGAGGUACUCUGGUCUUUUUUUGGCCUGAUGUUAAUCACACACCUGCUUUCAUGUGACUGAAUUGUGUUACGCAUGAUAAAGUACUAAUUGCUCACUGCAAACUGCUGUACGUUUUUGCUGUUGUCUGUAUAGAUCCCAACCUAUGGUAGACAUCCAGCUGAAGGACACCCAGAAAAGUAGUUUAUUACAGUGAUUUGCUUAAUGCAGUUUGCUUGUAUUUUAAUUCUUAAAAAUGGAGUGAAAUCAGCAUUUACAUUUAUUUUCUAAAUGUUUUUGUGUAGGGCAACAUUUAUUUUAUUUUUGUAAUUUUUUGAAUGGUUUUAAUUGGAACUGAUUUAAAGCAGAAUUCUAAUUUUCAACCUCCCCUGAAAGAUGUAUAAAAAAAAAUUAACUGUAAAAUACAUAUUUGUCUGAAAAUAUUUAUAAAUAAGGGAUGUAAGCUAGAGGUGUUUCUCAAAGCAUUUCUGUAUUGUAAAUCUUGGUAUUUUGGUCUGUUUAACCACCAAGUUCCGUUUUUAGAACACACUGUAAAGUAAUAUUUUUAUGAAGGGUGGUUAACAUUAAAUUUUUUCUUAUAUA